CUUCCUCGCCAGGGAGGCAUUUCGCAGAGCUUGUUUGAGUGGAAGUGCCAAGAGAAACUGGGCCAAAACAAUUAAUCUCUUGUGGCUGACGUAAGAUACCUUUAAAAGUUUACUUCCGUAGAAUUUCUUGUUCUUGUCUGAGAGCUCACAGAAUGAGAGGGAGUGUUUAUUAACUGAGGUAAUUAUUUCAGCAUUUAGAAGCCUCAGUCAUGUUUCUGAUAUAGGACUGAGGUAGGGAGCUGCUCAAGCCUGGUGCUUUAGCAUUUACAGACUCGAUUUCUUGCUGGAGCACAGGAGGAAGUUCAUUGCCAAAAGUGCCAUUUCUUCUGUCGCUUGAGUUUCAUUUAGGUUGUAGCUGUUGAAGGAAAACCCUGUUGCAAAAAUACUUUGGUUUUUUUUCCUGUUCAGUUUUGUUCUUUUAUUACCUGAUGUGCAUUUGUGAACCUGCAACAUAGAUGUUUGGGUUGGAGAGAUGUGAAAAGGUGAAAGAGUUGGAAUGAAACAGCAGGGAGGAAGUAGGGUUGCUUCUUUUAGCUGUGGCGCUGUUUAUAGCAGAACAGCUUAAAAGUCCACAGGAUGCUGCAACAAGCAAUCACACAUUGCAGUAAAGUAGAUUUUAUGGCUUGUUUCUCCUUUCUGGUUCCUGGUUCUCUCUGCUCUCUCCCUCUGUCAGCUCCAGCUGCUGUGUAGCCUCAACUGGACUGGGCAGUACAUUUACCUGCCUGAUAUGGUGGAAAACUACCCCUGCAUGAUAAAAUAGUAUUCUCCCACUGGGGCACCUGACUUUCCCUGGAACUGCCCAGCUCUUAACUGGAUCUGGCCCAAGAAUGGGGGGUUAUGUGUGGUUAUCUGCAUCCAGAGUCCCUCUUGGUGUCUUUUGGUCUCUUAUCUUGGGCUUAGUCUGGCUACACUUGCUUGAAGUACCCGACCCUUCUGUGGUUCCUCACUAUCAGGCUGGUGUAGUGGCAUUUGGUCUUUCUGCCAUUAUUGAACUCCUGGGAGAACCAUUCUGGGUUUUAGCACAAGUUCAUUUGUUUGUGAGACUUAAGGUAAUUGCUGAAAGCCUUUCAGUAGUGUCAAAAUGCAUUUUGACGGUUACUUUAGUAAUCCUUUAUCCUCACUGGGGCCUUUACAUUUUUUCCUUGGCUCAGCUUUUAUACGUCAGUGUUCUGGUAAUGUGCUAUGUAAUUUAUUUUGUGGUGUUUUUGGGAUCUCCUGAAGCCACAAAGAAGUCAUUUCCAGUUGCUAGAGUGAAAGCUCUAUUACCUAGCUUCGUGGAAGAUGAGACCUUUGUUAACUUGAAGGAAGCACGCUUGACUUGGAGUUUCUUCAAACAAUCCUUCUUGAAACAGAUUUUGACGGAGGGUGAACGAUAUGUGAUGACUUUUUUGAACGUCUUAAAUUUUGGAGAUCAGGGUGUAUAUGAUAUUGUGAAUAACCUUGGUUCACUGGUGGCCAGGUUUAUCUUUUCACCUAUUGAGGAGAGCUUUUAUGUAUUUUUUGCUAAAGUGUUGGAAAGAGGGAAGACUGUAAAGGAUCAGAAGCAGGAUGACGUUGCUAUGGCUGCAAAUGUAUUGGAAUUGCUGCUGAAACUUGUGCUCCUGAUUGGCUUCACCAUCACUGUUUUUGGCUAUGCCUAUUCUCAGCUGGCUCUGGAUAUUUAUGGAGGCUCAAUGCUCAGUUCUGGAACAGGUCCAGAUCUCCUCCGGUGUUACUCGUUGUAUGUCCUGUUUCUUGCUGUCAAUGGAGUAACAGAAUGUUUUACAUUUGCCUUAAUGUGCAAAGAAGAAGUGGACAGGUACAAUUUUGUUAUGCUGGCGUUGUCUUUCAUAUUUCUGUGCAUCUCUUAUUUCCUGACCCACUGGUAUGGCAGUGUGGGCUUUAUCCUUGCCAACUGCUUCAACAUGGGCAUCAGAAUAGCUCACAGCACCCACUACAUCUAUCACUACUUCAGAGAGAGCACCCACAGACCCCUGACAGGCCUGCUGCCCUCACCAGCUCUGCUGCUGGUUUACAUCAUCAGUGCAGUGGUCACUGCUUUCUCAGAGGUGUUGUUCUGCUGUGACAAGGGCUGGAUGGCCAGGCUGAUCCACAUCAGCACGGGUGCCCUGUGCCUUGCAGCAACCCUCGUUGUGAUGUUCUGCACAGAGACCAAGCUCAUCCACUUUGUCAGGAGCCAGUUCCUCUCCCGCUAUUUGAAGAAAGGAACAUGACCUGCUCCUGUGCAGAACAGUUCUUGUAUGUGCUUGCAGUAAAGGGCUGUGUUUUUUCCAUAAGAUCUGUAUGGAAAAAAGGUUUCCAUGUGUGUUUGGGACCGUUGAUAAGGGAGUGGCAAUUAUGAUAAUUGCCACUUGAAUAUUAUUUUGUCUUCUGAAUUGGCCACUACAGCAAAAGAGAAGUGAAUAAUUUUCUCUUCAUGCACCAUUCUUUUCUAAGCUUUUCUUCAAACAGCCUCUGAAGAUCUAAGCUGCACCCUCUGACAUAACCUGUUUGACAGACUGCAUGUAGAGAGCUCCCCUUGUUGCCACUGGGCAGUGUGGGAAGGCGUGAUGUGAUUUAGAAGGCUCUUAUUUGUCAUGGGUGCUGCUUAACUGGAGAGAAAAUGAUCAGGGAAAAAUCCUCCUGAACCAACCACAACAAUAAAUGCUAUAAAAAUACCCAAAAGCUUGAGGAGAACCCUAGAGCAAGGACCAACACCAGUGUGAGUGUUGUGGAGCAGAACACGGUGUGGUGCAGAGGGAUUGAGCUGUCACUCUUUGAAGUGCAAAGUGAGGAACAGAAAAUCCUGACGUUUACAAGUAAAUUAAUGGAAUACACAGCAUGUGUUCCUGCUGGCUCUGUGAGAUUAUUUCAUUCAGCAGAUCUUUCAUGUCUGAGGGCAUUGAUUAACUUGUCAGAAAUACUCUGAAGCCUUAGCUGGAAGAGGUUUUGGGCAUUGUCUGCAGAAGGUGUUGAGUACAAUCACUAAUGGUGCAGUUCAUAAGAUUACUCAAUAAAUUUCUUACUUUCAUUCCAUUGUUUUUUGGGUUUGUCUGAGAUUUUAAAUGCCGGUAUGAACAAACUUGUCUCAACAAAAAUUAUUUUGUCUGUGCAAUUGAGUGCUAAAUAUAUUUAAUAAGAUUUUUUACAGGGAAUUAUGCAUAUUGAAGAUUUCUUUAUUGGAUAGUAAAUACUUCCUUUUGUUCAAAUGUUUUCCUCAUAUCUUGUUUCUUGUUCAAUCUCAACCUCUGGAUUGUUUUUGGCUUUUUUUUUUUUGAAUUGUUGGAAAUUUGGAUGUUCAGAAGUUCAAAAAUUCCAUGUAAGGCUGCUGGUUUAGGUGUAACCGUGUAUUGUAUUGCUGAUCUAAGAGCUGAACUGGGCAGUUUCAGAAUGUACAAGUGGCAGGUUUAUAAUGAUCAGUGUUCCCUUUGCAGUGUUUGAAUGGACCAAAAAAUGUCAAGGAAUGACAAAUGUGUGCAGUUGAAAGCUUUUAGUUUAAUUAUGUAGCAACUCUGCAGAUCCUCAGACUGUUUAAAAGAAAAUCCUCACAGCAAUGGUAUUGUGGAACUCAUUCUGGUAACCUCAGUGCCCAGGAUGAAAUGUUUUCCAGUGUCAGGGCCUUCAUUUUGUAGUCAGAAAUAUUUUCUAAGCUCUGGUAAUUCUCACUUGGAAAACAUUGCCAGAGAUACUUUAUAUGAGAAUUUGGUGAUUGAAAAAUUAUCAUAGAGAAGCCAAAACGUGAUAGUGAAGGGAAAGGGGUGGCCUUGCCUAGCAAAAGGCACUUGUCUCCAUUGCCUGGCUGGAAGGAGUAGAUACAGACUUGCUGAUUCUUCUUAUGCUGUUUUGAAAUCUGUCAAAGCUAAACAAACUGUACAUUAUUCUGUCUUCUUAAUUCAAUUCAGUAGUUCUUUGUCUUUUAAAUUUCUCUCUUCUGAGUGAUCCUACUGCUUUUUUUUCUCUUUUCUGUCAGGUAUGGAGUUAGUUAUGAAGUACAGCUUCAAAUAUUGCAGAGGGUUGAAACUUCUUUAUUAUGAAUGGCCAAAGCCUACAACAGUUGCUUUACUUGUUUAUAGUAUAAAAAAAUCAAGACAAUUGAACCAAUGGACUGUGUGUUAAGGUCUGUCUUUUUCUUUGUGUCUUUGGGAUCCCACUGUAGCAAUAUCUCAAUCUGUACAGUGAAUUUUUAUAACUCCUUGGAAUGAGAAAUUUUGUACAGCCCUGCACCUGAAGUGCUUUGGAGAUGGAAGAACUUCUCAUACAAAUUGAAACUUGAAAUCAUUCUGCUCUUACAGCCUCAGCUGUACACUGAUAUUAGUUCUGCUACUUGUAAUCUCAUAAGUAGGGUGAUGUGAGAUCUCCUUUAAACAGUGACCUGUGUAGUCUCAUAAAUAUUACUUAAUAUAAAUGCAGUGAAUUAAAGUCAACCAAUUUGUGUUAUUUCAUUGGAAAUAUGAUUUGUCAUUUUUCAUAUUGACAAAUCUCAUGUCUCAAAAGCAAUUUUACAUGAAUCAGGAAGACAUUUAAGGUGACUUAAUGACUGCUCAUUAGCAAAUUAAGGAACGUUCUUCAUGUAAACAUCAUCUGUAAGCUGCUCAGUGAUGGUUGACUGAUGUUUGUGAUGCAGGAUAUUUUGUUUUUAAUGUUUUAUGUGGCAGGAAACUGCAAGGAGAGACAGGAAGUAGAGACCUAUGAAACUGUCUGCUGGUUUCUUAUUUAUGAAUGAGAUCCUUAAUGUCAGAGCUGUUAAUUGCUUUAUAGCUAAAGCAGCAAACUCUCAAACUCAGGGAUAAAGCUAAGAUUGAUCUUGACUAUGUUUCCCUUUGGUUUAACCCUGUUCAUCAUCAAAGGCAUGACUGUCUAAAGUGUCAUAAGCUGUUUUGCAGUGUUCUGAAAUUUUUAGUUUCAGCCAAAGGGGAAUGAUACAUUUUCUUUGGUGGCAAUGGUUAUGAUUUCAUGCUUUGUGGUGCAUUUUUAUUUGUUGGAUGAAUAAUUUUCAAGGUGACACUAAAUAAAGUUUAUUUCCUUUA
Molecule: messenger RNA, 5006 nt
Organism: Cyanistes caeruleus (blue tit)
Lineage: Eukaryota; Metazoa; Chordata; Aves; Passeriformes; Paridae
Source: RefSeq, a predicted model, not a curated record